Trichosurus vulpecula (common brushtail) is the source of this 2367-nucleotide messenger RNA. It is a transcript of the gene FAM194C, whose product is annotated as chromosome 9 C3orf20 homolog. NCBI's taxonomy places the organism in Eukaryota, Metazoa, Chordata, Mammalia, Diprotodontia, Phalangeridae. Bases 1 to 2367 code for a protein of 788 amino acids. The transcript is spliced from 13 exons. The record is from RefSeq and is a predicted model, not a curated record.
AUGAGCAACUUCACCAAGAGUAACACGGACCUGUACCAUCAGUACAAAGUGCUGGCCCCCAAGUUGCUGGAGGAGAUCUCGAAGCUCCUGAUCACCUGCAGGAGCUUGGGCAUCAUCAUGCCCAGGGGCAUCAAAAACAUCUUCGAGUUCACAUGGGAGGAGCUUAUCAUGGAACCCCCCAGUGCAUCAUCAUCCAAGAUCUCCGGCCUGGACAUCUUUUUUGGGCAGGCCUCUUCCGUGGAUUUGUCUUUUUCUACCACCUCCAGGAAGCCCAUGACCAAGAACUCACCAUCGCCUGUAGCCGUCAUCCAACCAAUGCCCAACAGCCAGCAGAUCAUCCAAAAAUUCCAAAAGAAGUCGAUCCACCUGCUAUCAGAGCUCCUCUCCCUGAAAAUGAAGAUGAUGUUAGAGGCCUCGACAGGUUCAAGCCCCAUGGAUGUUUCAAAGCAUUUUGCUGAAGCAAGCCAGCUUCUACAUAUCAAGGCCAAGGAGAUAAUUUUAGAGUCUAUGCUGGACACAAUUGGACUGGGGAAAGGAGGAAACCAGCUCAGCUUCUUGACCGCCAUAGGGGUGAGCUCUCCUUACCAGCUCGUUUUUCAGUCUUCGAAUGCCUGUUUGAGUUUUUCACUCUCUGGAGCAAAAGACAGGAGAGGAAGCAUCAUAAGUAAACAGAAACUAUCUGGUGCUGAUGACUCCACGGGAAGAAUUACAGGAAGCAGCAGCACUGAACCUUUUUUGUUUACUGAUCCCUGUGUUCAGGCCCGGGAAAAGCUGCAGGAAAUGUGUCGAAUUAUAGAAGCUGAAAAGAACUCAUGGAAAGGGAAGAGAUUUUCUUUCCCCAUCAUUUUACAAAACUACUCUGAGAAGAAGUCCAGUUCUCACGCAAGUAUUUAUAAGGGGGACUCGAGGACUGUCUUGCAUUCUGCAGCACGUCCUCCUUACCCCAUUGGCCAUCGUGCUCAGACAUUGGACACCAAGUCGAAGAGGGCCUUCAGGUUUCAUUACACUUUCUAUGAUGGGACCACCUUUGUUUUCUAUCCUUCAGGACAUGUUGCUGUGUGUCAGAUUCCUACAUGUUGCAAGGGAAGAUACACAACCUGCAUUUUCAAUGAUACACCAAACUUCCCCAUCAUAGGUCUGUUUACUGCUGAAGGCCAUGGAAGUGUUCAGUAUAACCUCAAAAACCGCUAUCCAUGUAUGCUUAUGAUGAAUCAUGAGGGAGGGUGUAUAAAAGACACUAUGGGGCACACAGUUCACAAAUGGAGUUGGACAUCUAAGAAGCGGACCUUGAUAUCAUUAGAGUAUAAGAUGAAUGAACAAAUGAAACUGAACAUACACAAUCAAGAUUCCAUAACCAUCACCUUCAGUGCCCUGAAUGAGACUGUGACUCUAGUCAUUUCACCCACAGAUUGCCCACAUGGAGCACCCCCUGAGAAGCGGUAUGCUUUUAGAAGCGGCACUGAAGAGAGGACAUCCAAGAUGAUCCGAGCACUGGUUGAGAUUAAGAAGCGAUUUCAGAAGACGGUGUCUCAGUUUAUGAAUUCUGUUUUGCUGUCAGCAGGCCUCCUCACAAUAGACUAUCCAGUAAAAGAUGAAAUAGACCUCAGCCGGUUCAAGAAGAAAUCACCAUCCCUUCUACAUUGGAUUCCGACAUCGGCGUCAGUACUACUUCCCCGCUCUCAUUCAGCAUUACAUACUUCUUCCAAGGGGGACUUAUUCCGGGAUGAUGCUUCAUCAGCAGCCAUGGGCAGUUCUAAAAAAAAGUCUGUCAAAAUCCCACCCAGAGUCACUGACAGGUCCAAAUCAACUGGCACGCCGGACCUGCGGUCCCCCAACAUCUGGGCAUUUGCUCUUUCCGACUGUCCCCUGAUGCUCCGGAAGCAGAUACUCAAACAGGACACUAGAUUUGGCUGCAGAUGUCUGGUGAAAAGCCCGGCACUCACAGAUCUGGAGUUUGAACGGUUUAUCUCAGCUCCCAGAGACCCCGACCAAAUCCUGGUGCUCUACGUGAUGACUACGCAGAGUUCUACCAAUUUGAGCCAUCUGGAGUGGAUCCUGGACACACUCUAUUUGCACAGUCAGUGCGGCCGGCCCUCACCUUGCAUUCAGUGUCGGCAUGACCCUUACCGCCUGCUUCGGUAUAAUAUCAAUAGUGCCCUACAGGAACACCCACCACUGUUGGUACAGAAGUAUGCAGUCAUGCCUGGAAUGAUCCUGAUGUUUGCUGGGGGUAAGCUGAUCUUUGGGGGCUUUAUCUUCAACGGAUACGGCUGCUGCAGCAAGAAGAAUAUACUAAAGCAGAUUUUCCUGGCCCGCCAGCAUUGCAAGAUGGGUUACUUCCUGCCUGACGACUUCAAAUUUAGGUAA